Molecule: messenger RNA, 2735 nt
Organism: Diospyros lotus (date-plum)
Lineage: Eukaryota; Viridiplantae; Streptophyta; Magnoliopsida; Ericales; Ebenaceae
Product: zinc finger CCCH domain-containing protein 5
Exons: 9
Coding region: 175-2370 (731 amino acids)
Biological process (GO): mRNA splicing, via spliceosome
Cellular component (GO): U2AF complex; spliceosomal complex
Molecular function (GO): pre-mRNA 3'-splice site binding; metal ion binding
Source: RefSeq, a predicted model, not a curated record
CAUGUGAUGUGCUCGAACGCCUCCUCGUCGAACAUCUGAUGAUUUUGAUCGUCCAAAUCCAAUUCAGCGACUCUAAACCCUAACUGUAAUCUCUCUCUCUCUCUCAGUCUGCAUCGCAAUGAACGCAUCGGCUAACAGAGACGGUCUUUCGUAGGUAUAGGCUUUGAUGUUAUCAUGGCCCAGGAGGUAGGCGGAGGAGCAGAUGUGGCGUCAGGGGCGGGAAAUGAUCCCGCCAGUCGGAACGAGCGGAGGAAGGCGGCGAAGAAGGAGAAGAGGAAGCAGAAGAGGAAGGAGUUGGCGGCAAAGGAGCGGGAAGAGGAGGAGGCUCGGCUGAAUGAUCCGGAGGAGUGGCUGCGGAUUCAACUGGAGGAGGAGAGAGACAGGGAGAGGAUGGAGAGAGAUAGGAAGGAGUUUGAGGAGCAUGAGAAAGCGUUUCUCGAGGCCUUGGAGGCCAAUAAGAAGGCCGAAGAGGAGGAGGAAGAGCGCCGGAAGGCUCUAGAAGAAGAAUACCAAAGAAAUCAGGUUGGACAUGAGGAUGCAAAUGGUGAUGAUGAUUGGGAAUAUGUAGAAGAGGGGCCUCCUGAGAUUAUUUGGCAAGGAAAUGAGAUAAUUGUCAAGAAGAAAAAGGUCAAGGUCAAACGUAAAGAUGCAGACCUACUGAUCAAAAUUGAGGACCCUAAUAGACCAACCUCAAAUCCACUUCCUCCACAAUCUGAAGCUUUUACUGAUUACAAGAAUGGUUUUGUAACUUCUGCAGAGCAGCUGUUGGAGAAUGUUGCUCAACAAGUUCCAAACUUUGGAACAGAACAGGACAAAGCUCAUUGCCCUUUCCACCUUAAGACUGGGGCUUGUCGAUUUGGAAUGCGUUGCAGCAGAGUUCAUUUUUACCCUCAUAACUCUUGCACGUUGCUUAUGAAAAACAUGUAUAAUGGUCCUGGCCUUGCUUGUGAGCAGGAUGAAGGACUUGAGUAUACAGAUGAAGAGGUUGAACGCUCUUAUGAAGAGUUUUAUGAGGAUGUGCAUACAGAGUUCUUGAAAUAUGGGGAAAUUGUAAAUUUUAAGGUAUGCAAAAAUAGCUCUGUUCAUUUGCGGGGAAAUGUAUAUGUACAUUACAAGUCAAUGGAUUCAGCUUUGCUUGCUUAUCAAUCUAUAAAUGGUCGCUAUUUUGCAGGCAAACAGGUGAAUUGUGAGUUUGUUAGUGUGACAAAAUGGAAAGUUGCAAUAUGCGGUGAGUAUAUGAAGUCAAGGCUUAAGACUUGUUCUCGUGGGACAGCUUGCAACUUUAUCCACUGUUUCCGGAACCCUGGUGGAGACUACGAAUGGGCUGACUGGGAUAAACCACCUCCAAAGUACUGGGCAAAGAAGAUGGCUGUUUUAUUUGGUUAUCGUGAGGAACUUGAUUAUGAUGACCAGAAAGAACAAGGAAGGAACUUUGGCAAAAUGAUAGCAACAGAUCCAGAUAGAUACGACUCUAGAAGAUCUCAAUCUAGGGAGUGGGAUUCUUCUAGAAGCCACUAUGAGGAGUAUGGUGCUCGAAGGAGCAGGCACCGUGCCAGUGUCAGUAGAAGGUCAAUGGACGUUCUUGAUGAAAACUACUUUGGAGAAGGAAUGAAUUCCAGACACAAAUGUAAAAAGAAACAUAGGUGGAAUGAUUUUGAUUCUGAUGGAGUCCCAGAUGAUUAUGACAAGGACCGAACACAUAGCACUGAUUACGGGUGUGAUAACAACCGAGAUAGAGACAGAGACAGAGACAAAGACAGCUACCACAAACGCAGGAAAAAUAAUGCACAAGAUCAGAAUGAAGUGCCCUCAUCUCCUGAUAAUGUUAGGGAUAAAGGGAACACGGCACAAGAUAGUGAUUCCAGGGAAAAGAACCGAGAUAGAGGCCACAAGCAUAGGAGGAAAGGUUCAAGCCAUUCAAAUGAAAGAUUAGGACCCAUUGAUGGCCAUGGAAAAUCAGUGAAGUCGUCAAAAAAUGAGCAAUACCCUAGGAAAUCUGAUUCCAACAGAGUUGAACCACAAAAAGUGAAAAAACUGCGACGGUCGAAUAGAGGGGAUCUUACAGACCUUGAGCCAAGUGAAGCUACUUUUUCAGCCAAUGAUCUAAGAUCAGAUAGGAGCCAUCAUGAAACCAGCAGUUCCAGUCCACAUUAUGAGAGGAUUGAAUCAUGUGAUAUUGAUCCAACAUGCGAAUCUGAUGAAAGCACUGAUGGGUACAGAUCUUCCACAAAGCACCACAAGUCUUGGAGAGAAACCUGUAGCGAUGAAAUUGAUGAAUCGGAUAGAGCCCGUCGGAGAAGUGAAUCGCAUGAUUCUGAUGAAAAUGUAGACAAACGUGGUCGGUGGGAAUCUGAUAAGAGUUUAUCCUGAAAAGCAUGGCUCAUCUAGACGAAAAUUCAGCAGUGGCGAACUGGAUCGGUAUAGUGGGAAGUCAACCUUGUGCCGAAGAGCACCAGCCGUAUCUGAAGAUGACCAGAAGAGAGAUUGAACUCCUCUUCAAACUUUGGUUGCAUGGCAGGCAGAUCAGGUAUUCACAUUCCACUUUUACAGGCGAUUUGAUCGUUUACUUGCUACAAUGCCAUCCAUGUUGAGCAUCAAGUUUAACUAAAUUUGUUGCGUUGGUAUGCUGGCUUUGUUGUUCAAAGCAAGUUAAUUUCAAUGAAUCAGAAUGUAGAUAUCCCUGUGUUAUUCCUUUACUCUUAGUUUUCUUUCUUAUGUUAUGCUGGCUUCUAGUA